Molecule: messenger RNA, 810 nt
Organism: Geosmithia morbida
Lineage: Eukaryota; Fungi; Ascomycota; Sordariomycetes; Hypocreales; Bionectriaceae
Product: large subunit ribosomal protein L6
Exons: 3
Coding region: 1-810 (269 amino acids)
Biological process (GO): translation
Cellular component (GO): ribosome; mitochondrial large ribosomal subunit
Molecular function (GO): structural constituent of ribosome; rRNA binding
Source: RefSeq, a predicted model, not a curated record
AUGGUUUCUCCCAGCCGGAGCAAGGCGUUGGCCUGCGCUUCCCGGGCCACCUUGACGGUCAGCCUGCCAGGAUUCCUCGUCCCGGCAUGGCAGCAGGUCACAGCGAUGACGACCGCGACAACUACCACGACGGUGAUGAGCCAGAUGCACCAGCAGCAGCGUCCCCGACAAUUCUCCACGACGACUCGACUAUCUUCCAAGCUUGGACGGACCCCCAUCUCCAUACCUCCCGGCGUGGAGCUCAUCAUGGGCGAACCCGUGCUUCAGCGUGGGGUGAGGGAUUGGAAGUCGACUGCUAAGAGGAUUAUAACUGUCAAGGGACCAUUGGGUCAACUUGAACUUGAAGUGCCGGAUUUCGUCAAGUUGGAGAAGAAUGAGGAGGAGAAGACUGCCAUUCUCAGCGUGGCUAAUGUUGACGCGAAGGGGCAGCAAGAUAUGUGGGGGACAUCAUGGGCAUACCUCCGCAACAGCAUCAUGGGCGUAUCCGAGGGUCAUAGCGCCAUCCUCCGCCUCGUGGGUGUCGGGUACCGCGCCACGGUGGAGAAGCGCACGGGCAAGGAGGAGUUCCCCGGGCAGGACUUCCUCUGCCUGAAGCUGGGGUUCACGCACCCGGUCGAGGAGGGGAUCCCGCGCGGCAUCAAGGUGACGACGCCUUCGCCCACGCGCAUCCUGCUCGAGGGGACGGACAAGGAGACCAUCAUGUCAUUCGCCGGCAAGGUCAAGCAGUGGCGCAAGCCGGAGCCGUACAAGGGCAAGGGCAUCUUCAUCAAUGACGAGACCAUCAAGCUCAAGUCUAAGAAGAUUAGCUGA